GGCGGCCAGCGGCACUUUGAGCUGGCGGCGGGCGGCGGCGUGGAUCGGGCCGGGUUUGGCCGGGUCGGGCCGGAUCGAGUCUGGCUGGGGACGGGGAGGUGUCCAGGCUUCGGGGGCCGGGGUCGGGCCGGGUACCUGCGCUCCUCGGCGUCGGCGGCCGCGUCUGGGCCAUGGCGGCCGAGGCGCGCGUGUCGCGCUGGUACUUCGGCGGGCUGGCGUCGUGCGGGGCCGCCUGCUGCACGCACCCGCUGGACCUGCUCAAGGUGCACCUGCAGACGCAGCAGGAGGUGAAGCUGCGCAUGACCGGCAUGGCGCUGCAGGUGGUGCGCUCCGACGGCGUGUUGGCGCUCUACAAUGGGCUGAGUGCCUCCCUGUGCAGACAGAUGACCUAUUCCCUGACUCGGUUCGCCAUCUACGAGACCGUGCGGGACCAGGUGACCAAAGGCAGCCAGGGCCCCCUGCCCUUCCACCAGAAGGUCUUGCUGGGCUCCCUCAGCGGUUGCAUCGGUGGCUUCGUGGGGACCCCCGCGGACAUGGUCAACGUCAGGAUGCAGAAUGACAUGAAGCUGCCCCAGAGCCAGCGCCGAAACUAUGCCCACGCCCUGGAUGGCCUGUGCCGUGUGGCCCGAGAAGAGGGUCUGAAGAAGCUGUUCUCAGGCGCAACCAUGGCGUCCAGUCGAGGGAUGUUGGUCACCGUGGGUCAGCUGUCCUGCUAUGACCAAGCCAAGCAGCUGGUCCUCAGCACCGGGUACUUGUCCGACAGCAUCUUCACUCACUUUAUCGCCAGCUUCAUCGCGGGCGGAUGCGCCACUGUCCUGUGCCAGCCCCUGGACGUGCUGAAGACCCGCCUGAUGAACGCCAAGGGCGAAUAUCGGGGUGUCCUGCACUGCGCCAUGGAGACAGCAAAGCUCGGGCCGCUGGCCUUCUACAAGGGCCUCGUGCCUGCGGGCAUCCGCCUCGUGCCCCACACCGUGCUCACCUUUGUGUUUCUGGAACAGCUUCGCAAACACUUUGGCAUCAAAGUGCCAUCGUGAUGUGGCCGUGGCAACAGCUGGGUCAGGCCUGGGCCCCUUCUCCCCGCAACAGUUUCUUCCAGAGUGUGGGAGGGUCAGCAGCUGAGCACUGCCCUGAGCCCAGCACCUGCCCGCAGUGCUCCGGCCCCUCCUCCCUGGC
This is a messenger RNA of Camelus dromedarius (Arabian camel), 1173 nucleotides long. It is a transcript of the gene SLC25A10, whose product is annotated as solute carrier family 25 member 10. The record is from RefSeq and is a predicted model, not a curated record. Gene Ontology annotation, molecular function: antiporter activity; sulfate transmembrane transporter activity; thiosulfate transmembrane transporter activity. The coding region runs from base 171 to 1034 and encodes 287 amino acids. Gene Ontology annotation, biological process: thiosulfate transport; phosphate ion transmembrane transport; oxaloacetate transport. The transcript has 11 exons. NCBI's taxonomy places the organism in Eukaryota, Metazoa, Chordata, Mammalia, Artiodactyla, Camelidae.